GUCAUUUCCUGUAUGAAAAAAUGGCGACCAUCUACUUUGCUGUGGACAAUUGAACUGUUUUGGUGCUUUCAGGAUCCGAUUUGCUUCAUUAUGAAACAACUCCUGAUUCCGUGAUAACAACCGGAUCGGUUCAAACGAGGCUCGAAAAUUCGUCACCAUGAGCAGCCGAAGAAAGAGGGCCCCACCCGUGAGGGUGGAUGAAGAUGCCAAGAGACAGUUGGAGUGGAACAUGUUUGAGGAUCGCAAGAAUGAGGAGAUCCAGGAAGAGGACCAGAUGCCAUCCUGUUCCAUUCUUUCAGUUGACACCACCCCGGGCAGCUCUUUUCUCUCAGUUGUUGAAGAUGUGACGGAGGCUCCCUGUUCCCGAUCUGUUCGGUUUUCAGAAGAGUUUCCCAGCACCGCCUCAGACAGCACCUCUGCCUUGCCCUCGCUGGCACUGUCCGUGCUGCCAGCUUUGAAGCUGGCUCACAUCUGGAAAGCCCUCAUCGGGGAGUUCAUCCUUCGACCGGUUUGGCUAUCAUCUGACUAUGAGUGGAAGGUUUUUACAGUUCACAGGAAAGGUGAGCAGCUCUACCUCAGUUACAGCAGCUGUGAUGAGAGCUCAGAUCUGCAGUGGAGGCCGGACGACGACAGCUGUACAGCCGAGUGUAACCUCAGUCGGAUUCUGCUGGAAGAACUCGACUGGCUGCAGAAGAGGAGGGUGGUGCAGCUCUGCCAUCAGACCAAAGAUCAGGAAGUCAAGGUGGGAAUUUACCUGCUGGAAACUGGACUCGGAAAGCCGGAUUUCCUCAGUGAGGGGAAUGCUCGUCUGAAGAAAGCAAAUCAGCUGAUGCAGAAAUUAAUGGAAUAUUUCUACGAUUUCAUCAUUCCUGAAGUUGUAGAGAAUGAAGAGGAAGAGAGCGACACCGACCUGGAGAGACAGAAUGUGGAGGAACUUUAUGAUCACGUGAGACUCGUGCACCAGAAGGAGAACCAGGAUGUGACCUAUGAUGUCCAGCACAAGGCUCUCAUUCCAUUUCUCAGACGGUAUCAGUGCCAGGCGGUCAACUGGAUGCUGAGGAGAGAGAAAUACAGGAACACGGCUCCUAAAGAACAGUUUUUGCAUUUCCUCUGGCGAGAGUUAAUUACUCUGUGUGGCAAGAAGCUGUUUUACAAUCCUUUCACUGGCUGUUUAAUUCGAGAGUUUCCUCUGGCUGGUGUCGACUGGCCUGGGGGGAUUCUGGCUGACGAGAUGGGGCUCGGUAAGACUGUGGAGGUUUUGGCGCUCAUCUUGUUUCACACUCGUCAGGACCUGCAGCAGGAUGCCUUCACGCUGCCUGUGGGAAAAUCUGUGAAUUAUUUUGUUCCUCCUCGCCCGCUGGAAAGAGAGAAAGCCAUACGCUGCAAGUCUGAAGCUCAGCCGAAGAUGAAAAUAUCCCACCCAACUGUGCGCGUCAUGCUACUUAAUGCAAUAAAGGAGAUGCGAUCUGGCAAAGGCGCCUCAGUCAACGCCGUAUUCACCUAUAUCCGAGCUACUUAUGGCUUCGACCUUCUGAAGAACCGCAAUCACAUCAAGAAGACGCUGGCGAAGCUCAUAGAUGAGGGCGUGGUUCAGAGGGUCAAAGGUCGAGGCUUGGCCGGGUCAUUCAAGCUGGGAAAGAACUUCAAAGAAACCAAGAAAACUUUAGCAGGCGCGACCAAGUCUGUAAGGAGUUUUAAAAAUGCAGAGAGCACACCCAGGAAAACGUUUCAGAGACGAGCCAAGGAGAAGGCUGAAGCAGCUCUGCAGAGCUCUCUCUCAGAGGACCAGAAGGAUCUAAGCUCUGAAGCGGACUGUCUUGAAGCAGAAGGACGGGACGAGUGUCUGAGCGGGAAAACUAAUCAACCAGAAGAUGUGCGGGAGACCUCCUCAGCAACCUUCCAGAUGUCUCAGGAUGACUCUGACAUUCUGGAUGUGGCCAGAGUCGACGGUUUACCUGCAGAAAGAGAAGCUUCUCAGACUGAAUCACGUGAGGGGACAGAAACUCCAACCAGAGCUUCUCUAGCUCCGUUCCACACCCCCGACUACCGCUUUGAGUGUAUUUGUGGAGAGUUGGGCAUCAUUGACUACAAGGCCCGUGUUCAGUGUAUGAACUGUCAGCUGUGGCAGCACGCAGACUGUGUGAACUACAAGGAAGAAAGCCUCACAACAACUCCGUUCUACUGCCCACACUGCCUGGUAGCCAUGAAGCCAGUAUCCACUGGUGCCACGCUCAUCAUUUCCCCCAGCUCCAUCUGCUACCAGUGGGUGGAGGAGAUCAACCGGCACAUCAGGUCCUCCUCUCUACGGGUGCUGGUUUAUCAGGGCGUGAAAAAACACGGAUUCAUCCAGCCGCGAAUGCUCGCCGAGCAGGAUGUGGUCAUCACCACCUACGACGUGCUCCGCUCUGAGCUCAACUACGUCGACAUUCCUCACAGCAACAGCAAAGAUGGCCGCCGCUUCCGCAACCAGAAGCGCUACAUGGCUGUACCCAGUCCCUUGGUUGCCGUGGAGUGGUGGCGCAUCUGUCUGGACGAGGCUCAGAUGGUGGAGUGUCCCACCGCCAAGGCUGCAGAAAUGGCUCUGCGUCUCGCAUCUGUCAACCGCUGGUGUGUCAGUGGCACGCCCGUCCAGAGGGGCUUGGAAGAUCUGUAUGGACUUGUGCUUUUCCUCGGAGUUGACCCAUACUGGGUCAAACACUGGUGGGAUCAGCUGCUUUACCGCCCCUAUCGCCGUGGAAACACAGAACCCCUGUACAAUGUGGUUGCACAGAUAUUAUGGCGGUCAGCUAAAAAAGACGUCAUUGACCAGAUUCAGAUUCCCCCUCAGACAGAAGAGGUCCACUGGCUUCGCUUUUCCCCCGUUGAGGGUCACUUCUACCACCGGCAGCACGAGGUCUGCUCCCAGGACGCUUUGGUCAAACUCAGGAAAAUCUCAGACUGGAGCCUGAAACUCGGCAGUCUGGACCGGCGCACCGUCACCACCAUCCUGUACCCGCUGCUGAGGCUGCGGCAGGCCUGCUGCCACCCGCAGGCCGUGAGGGGGGAGUUUCUGCCUCUGCAGAAAAGCACCAUGACAAUGGAGGAGCUCCUCAAGUCCCUGCAGAAGAAAUGUCGAGUGGAGUGUGAAGAAGCUCACAGACAAUUAGUGUGCGCGCUCAAUGGCUUGGCUGGCAUUCACAUCAUCAGAGGUGAGUUUGGAGAGGCUGCAGAGAUGUACAGAGAAGUGCUUCGUUCAUCAGAGGAGCACAAAGACAGGCUGAAAACCGAUUCGCUGCAGAGGCUCCACGCCACCCACAACCUGAUCGAACUUCUAAACGCAAAGCAUGCUGGGAUUCCUCCAACUCUGAGGGACGACCGACUCAACGAAGAGGCCGAGCAGCUGCGGCAACACUACAUGACCAAAUACGACUCUGAGGUCGUCGACGCCCACCAGGCCUUGCAGCCAGUGCUGCAGAACAUCAAAGACCUGAAACGGAAAGUUAAUUUAAACUCUCCCUGGUGGCUGGAGGUCGUCCAGAGGUCGGUUCGCUGCUCCACGGACGACGACCUGGUGUCCCGCGUCCAGAAUGAGCUGACCUGCAGCUACAAACAGCAACCCAACAAGCUCUCCAUGGCAGACAAGUUCCGUGAUGCCAGCGGUUUGCAGUUUCUGCUCACCACCCAAAUGCAGGACCUGAUGAAGUCCCAGAAGACCGUACGAGAUGCGGUGAAGAGUCUGGAGGGUCCGGCUUCUAAAGAAGUCAUCGAAGAAGCCACCGUUUGCCACCUCAGGCCCAUGAGGCUUCCACUCAACAACUGUGUGUUUUGCAAAGCAGACGAACUCUUCACUGAUUAUGAAUCCAAGCUGUUCGCUCACACGGUGAAAGGUCAGACGGCCAUCUUUGAGGAGAUGAUCGAGGACGAAGAAGGUUUGGUGGACGACCGUCUCCCCACCACCAGCCGCGGCCUGUGGGCGGCCAGCGAGACGGAGCGCACCCUGAAAGCCAUCCUGUCGUUUUCUAAAGCCAAGCGCAUGGACCCGGAGCUGGUGGAGGAGGGGAACACUUUUAUGGAGCUGUUUGAGAACUGGAAGAAGGAGUACAAGGUGCUGCACGAGUACUGGAUGGUGUUGCGGAACCACGUGUCGGCCAUUGACGAGUUGGGAAUGGCCACCGAGAGACUUCGUGUUCGUCUGCCUGAUGAGCCCAAACCCAAACUGCUGCACAUCAUCGAGCCUCACGAGGUGGAGCAGAACAGAGUCAAGCUUCUGAAUGACCAGGCUGUGGCCAAGUCUCAGCUCCAGAAGAAGCUAGGGCAGUUUCUGUACCUGACCAACCUGGAGAAGUCACAGGACAAGUCAACCGGAGGGCUGAACCCAGAGCCGUGUCCCAUCUGUGCCCGACCUCUGGGUCAGGAGUGGGCCGUGCUGACUUGUGGCCACUGCUUCUGUAACGAGUGCAUCGCCAUCAUCGUGGAGCAGUACAGCGUGGGCUCAAGGCGGCGAGCCAUCAAAUGUGCCAUUUGCAGGCAGACCACAUCCCACACAGAAAUCUCCUACGUGUUCACCACUCAUUCAUCCAGCCACAACCAGGAAAUACCGGUCAAGGGAAGCCACUCCACCAAAGUGGAAGCAGUGGUGAGAACGCUGAAGGGGAUUCAAAUGACCGACCCCGGAGCCAAGUGUCUCGUCUUCUCCACGUGGCAGAGUGUCCUGGACAUCAUCGCCAAGGCUUUGUUCGACAACAACAUGGACUUUUCACAGAUCAAUGGAAUUCACAGAUUCCAGGAGAAUCUCACUUCUUUCAAGUAUGAAGAGAAGAUCAACAUCCUUCUCCUUCCUCUCCACACGGGCUCUAAUGGACUGAACAUCAUCGAAGCGACGCACGUGCUGCUGGUGGAGCCGAUCCUCAACCCGGCUCAUGAGCUCCAGGCCAUCGGCAGGGUGCACCGGAUCGGACAAACCAAGCCGACGUUUGUUCACAGAUUUCUCAUCAAAUCCACGAUCGAAGAGAGGAUGCAGGCGAUGCUGAAGACAGCAGAAAAGAGCCACACCAGCACGACGAUGAGGCACUCAGAGGCCGCCGUUCUGACCGUGGCCGACCUGGCCGAUCUGUUUACUGAUGACACUGAACCUCUGGAGUUACCCCAAACAGCUGGUUGCUCUUAAAGCAACAUCCUGGUGAUAGAUCUACUCUGAUUUUGCACAUUCCACUUUUUUAAACACCCUAAUAAUUAUGAAAAACAUUUCCAAAAGACUGAUAUUUUGAGUAACAGAAACAUAAUAAAUAAAUACGUAAUAAAAUUGGGUUUUUUUUGUGUGUGUAUUUAAAGUAACACUUGACAUGUUUUGGAGCAGUAGGAGGGCGUGUUGUUCUAGGUGUUAUUUCCUGGCUUGUGUCUGACUGUACAGUGGUUGCUUGUGUUAUUAUAUAUGAUAUUGUGUCUUUAUAGAUGGCCCCUCUGUAUGGAGAUACGUAAAUCCAGAGUUGGAACGCUGUAGUCUCUGUUUAAAACGUGAUCUCACAACAUUCAGGAAAUAAAAGUCUUUUAGUGACAGGAAGUCACUCUGUAACAACAAGCUCUCUUGGUGCUUUUAUUAGUUUUAUUAGCACAGAAGCAGGAAUAAAGUUUUAUAUCUGCACUCAUUUAA
Nothobranchius furzeri (turquoise killifish) is the source of this 5629-nucleotide messenger RNA. RefSeq names its product SNF2 histone linker PHD RING helicase (gene shprh). The record is from RefSeq and is a predicted model, not a curated record. NCBI's taxonomy places the organism in Eukaryota, Metazoa, Chordata, Actinopteri, Cyprinodontiformes, Nothobranchiidae. Gene Ontology annotation, cellular component: nucleosome; nucleus. Gene Ontology annotation, biological process: nucleosome assembly; protein polyubiquitination; DNA damage response. Gene Ontology annotation, molecular function: DNA binding; ubiquitin protein ligase activity; ATP-dependent chromatin remodeler activity.